Molecule: messenger RNA, 381 nt
Organism: Ochlerotatus camptorhynchus
Lineage: Eukaryota; Metazoa; Arthropoda; Insecta; Diptera; Culicidae
Product: digestive cysteine proteinase 1-like
Exons: 2
Coding region: 1-381 (126 amino acids)
Biological process (GO): positive regulation of peptidase activity; positive regulation of apoptotic signaling pathway; immune response
Cellular component (GO): lysosome
Molecular function (GO): cysteine-type endopeptidase activator activity involved in apoptotic process; cysteine-type endopeptidase activity
Source: RefSeq, a predicted model, not a curated record
AUGUCGUCGUCGUCGGAGGUGGUGGCGUCGGAGGUGGCAUCGGAGAGUGGCCUGAAGGCUUGUGAAACGAUGGAAGACGACGGAACAGGUGCUGCUGCUGAUGCUGGCUUCCGAGGGCUGUCGAUUGCUAUCGAUACCGGUCACAAGUCGUCCAGCUACUACGCAAAUGGAGUGUACUACAAACCGAAAUGCAAGAACAAUUUGGAUGGAUUGGAUCAAGCAGUGGUGGUGGUUGGAUAUGGCAAACUCAAAGGGGAAGAUUACUGGCUAAUCAAGAACUCCUGGUCCAACUACUGGGGCAACGAUAGAUAUGCUUUGAUGGCGGUGAAGGCUAACAACUGUGGCCUUACCACCGAUGCGAUGUAUGUCAAUUCGAAGUGA